UGCUAAACGAUUAGGGGGAAUGCGGGGAAGGCCAAUUUUCCGUCCAUUUCUUCUCCGACAAACCUUCAGAAUCCGAUCAAUUUCCUCUCACUCUUCUCCGACUGGAACGAUAAUGUCGACUCCGAAUUCCAAUCCUCCAAUUUCUACACCGCCGUUCACCUCCGCCGUGCAAAACCUCCAAGUCUCCAACCGCUUCUCUCAUUUUCUGAGAAUGUGUAGCUCCUCUGCCGGUGCAUCAAAUGUUGUCCCCAUCAAGUCAGAAGAGGAGUUCAACAAUGCCCUCACCAAAGCACAAGAAGAAUCUUUACCAUCAAUUUUCUACUUCACUGCUGCAUGGUGUGGGCCUUGCAGAUUCAUUUCUCCUCUGAUUGAAGACCUUAGUAAGAAAUACCCUCAUGUAACGACUUUUAAGAUUGAUAUUGACCAGGAAGGCCUUGGAAGCACCUUGGGGAAGUUAAAUAUUACGGCUGUGCCAACACUCCAUUUCUUCCAAAAUGGGAAAAAAGAGUCUGAAAUGGUCGGUGCUGAUAUAGCUCGCUUGAACAAUAUUGUGGAGAACCUCUACAAGAAGGAUUGAUCAGCAUCCGACAAGGAAUUCAAGGAAAAUGAUCUUGUGAUAUGACAGGCUUGGAAUCAUUUCAAACAAUCAAGAUCUGAAAAGAAUGGUUUCUUCAAGUUGUCCCUUUUCAAACACUUUUGAUUUGGUAGGCGCUUAGCUUCUUUUCGCAGGCGUUCUAUCAUUACAAUAAAUCAUCUUAAACAUCACUUAGUAUGACAGGAUGUUCACAGUUACCAAUACAUAAACUUGAAAUUCUUCUGCUUAAAAUGAAUGAUCUUUAGACUGUUUAGGGACAGCUGCAAUGGUUGCAUCGAAAUGACUUUCUCUACUGCUAUGCCUUCUUCAUAGAGGUUAGCAGUGAGAUGACUUCAAAGAGGAUUAAUGGUAGAUAUGCCUGCCAAGCACAAACAAUUUGGUGUGAUUAAAUGGUUGCUUUCGUG
Messenger RNA from Rubroshorea leprosula, 999 nucleotides. Lineage: Eukaryota; Viridiplantae; Streptophyta; Magnoliopsida; Malvales; Dipterocarpaceae. The record is from the annotation of a GenBank genome assembly.